Mytilinidion resinicola is the source of this 1032-nucleotide messenger RNA. RefSeq lists its product as uncharacterized. Bases 142 to 915 code for a protein of 257 amino acids. NCBI's taxonomy places the organism in Eukaryota, Fungi, Ascomycota, Dothideomycetes, Mytilinidiales, Mytilinidiaceae. The transcript has 2 exons. The record is from RefSeq and is a predicted model, not a curated record.
UCCAAUUCCGAAUCUGGUUAGCGCGCUUAAUAUUUACCACCUCACUUGACCAUUAGAAGGGCUUGGCCUUUCUAAAACGUCCACAAUCUCCGCUCCUCUCUCCAACUUCAUCACCACUCCUUCACAUCCUCGCAACUCAACAUGAAGCCAACACAAACUGGCUCAGCAAGUGCCGCACGCCAGCGACCACCCCAACCAGCCAUGGAGGCCUCCACAGCCUCGAACGACCACGCAAACAGCCGCACCAGCCGACACGGCCUCCACUCGCGCGUCACCAGCUUCACGACCUCGCUCUUCCGCAAGCCACCCUCAAGGCCGUUCCAGCGCGGCCACGCAACCCAGACCGCCGCCACGGCAACAACUUCACAUGGCCCUAGCAAUCCUGAAGCUACCAACGCCCCACCACGCGAGGCCACUGCUGCCGACUUCCCCUACGUGACCUACGUCGCACGCGGCGGCUACCUCCCCGACGGCUCUGGCGGCAAGAUCUCAGAAACACGCUUUACGCAGAUAAAGGAAGAGAUCGUGCCGUUCAAUGCGGACCGAUUCGUUGCACUUGUCAAUUCGUCGGAGAAGAUGAGGCGCGAGUUCGAUGAUAUUUAUGGAGGAUCGCCGACUCCUGCUGAGCCUACUGAUUCUGAGCUGCUGCGGCAUGCUAUUGCGAGGAACCAGGAGUGGAAGGAUGAGGUGCUGCAACGCUUGACUGCGCAGUUGAGGACGCAGUGGGAGGUACUGGGGGCGCGGAUUGGGGCGCUGGAGCUGGAGGUUGAUAGGCUUGCGGAGCGGAUUGCGGACUUGGAGGGGGCUGGGGAGGGUACGGGAGAGGGUGGAGAUGAUGCGGAAGAAGCUAGAGAAAUCAAGCAAGAAGAGGUCGAAAAGGUGAAGGAGGAGGCCAGAGAGGCCGCCUUCCUGUGAGAAGUUUAGGCGGAAUGAUGGUUGGAAUUGUGGCUUUUGGUGGAACUGGUGCCGAAAGAGGGUAUACUUUGGAGGACCAACUUGGACAGAAUCAGGUUUCGGUGGUAAAUAUACCCU